Messenger RNA from Maniola jurtina (meadow brown), 1763 nucleotides. RefSeq names its product myrosinase 1-like. Gene Ontology annotation, biological process: carbohydrate metabolic process. Gene Ontology annotation, molecular function: beta-glucosidase activity. Lineage: Eukaryota; Metazoa; Arthropoda; Insecta; Lepidoptera; Nymphalidae. The record is from RefSeq and is a predicted model, not a curated record. The transcript has 10 exons. The coding region runs from base 105 to 1667 and encodes 520 amino acids.
AUAUAUCACAAUGGGAAACCCUAAGUGGAAGGUUGUUCCGCGGUAAAGGUUGCAAUUAUUAAGUUGUAUUAUUAACAACAUCAGAUCACAUUUUAGUUAGCAAAAUGCAGAGCCUGAGUAGAGUCGCCCAUAUCGCUAUUCUAGCGUGCUUCAGCCUGCUGUUUACUACAACAGGAGUGAGCACGUUAGUGAGUAAAAAUGGGCUGAGCAACUAUUCGUUUCCGGACAAUUUCAUUUUCGGAGUCGCAACGGCUGCAUUUCAAAUUGAGGGGGGUUGGAAUGAAGAUGGCAAAGGCGAAAGUAUGUGGGACACCUACCUACACAAGCAUCCAAAUUUCACACUGGAUCAUACAAACGGUGACGUAGCUACUGAUUCUUACCACAAAUAUAAACAAGACAUAAUUAUGAUUCAAUCUCUCGGAGUCAACUAUUACAGAAUGUCGCUGUCAUGGCCAAGGAUCCUUCCAAACGGAACUGACCACUACAUAAAUAAAGCAGGUGUCCGAUAUUACCGUAAGCUCAUGCUAGAAUUAAUAAAAGCCAAUAUAACCCCCGUAGUCACACUUUUCCACUGGGACAUGCCUACAGCGCUUAUGGACUUAGGUGGGUGGACAAACCCAAAAAUGGUGGAUUAUUUUGAGGAUUAUGCAAGAGUAGUGUUUAGCUUAUUCGGAGAUAUCGUUAAAACAUGGACGACGAUGAACGAGCUUCAUGUACAUUGCUAUAACGGUUAUGAUCUCAAAAACUUUGUCCCCGCUAUGCAAUCGCACGGCGUUGGAGUGUAUUUAUGCUCGCAUUACAUGCUCUUGGCACAUGCGCGAGCUUACCAUUUAUAUGACAAGGAAUUUCGACCAAAGCAAAAAGGUAAAAUUGGAUUAACUCUCGAUGUGUUCUAUCCAGAACCAAAGGAUAGUAACAAUAAAGAAGAUGUGGAAGCCGCUGAAAGAUACAUUCAGAUGCACUUGGGACUGUACGCUCAUCCAGUUUAUUCCAAAGAGGGAGACUAUCCCUUGCUUGUGCGAGAAAGGAUUGAUAACAUGAGUCGAAUCCAAGGAUACCCAAGAUCUCGUCUGCCAGUGUUUACUCCUGAAGAGGUUGAAAUGGUACGGGGAACUUCAGACUUUUUUGGCAUCAACCAUUAUACUAGCGUUUGGGUAUCUCCAUCUGAAAUGGAACCUGGCUGGCUGGUACCCUCACUUGACCACGACGUAGGAGCUAAGUCAGAACAAGAUCCUAAAUGGCCAAUUCCUGGAGUAGAAUGGCUAGCAGUACACCCACCGGGUUUACGAAAAAUUGUCAAUUGGAUUACUAAAAAUUAUGGAACCAGGGUUCCUAUUAUAAUAACGGAAAACGGAUCCUCUGACUUUGGCGGUCUCAAUGAUUACGCACGGGUGUCCUAUUACAAUAAGUAUCUCUAUCAACUAUUGCUAGCUAUGCACGAGGAUGGGUGCAGAGUUGAAGGAUAUUUUGCAUGGACACUUAUGGAUGAUUUCGAAUGGUCUGAUGGAUACCGAGUAAAGUUUGGUCUUUUCCACGUGGAUUUCACAAAUCCAGAAAGAAAGAGGACACCAAAACUAUCAGCUCUCAACUACAAAGAGAUUGUGCGGACCCGACGCAUUAAUUUCAACUACAUAAAAAUGCCUUCAUAUAAAUUUAAGAAUUUAUAACAUUGAGUUAAAAUAAUAGGUUAAGCUGUUAACUUAAUAGAUAAAAAUAUUUAUACUUAUUUGUAAAUAGUUGAUGUUAAAGUUUCCUGUUGUUAA